Molecule: messenger RNA, 1326 nt
Organism: Aegilops tauschii subsp. strangulata
Lineage: Eukaryota; Viridiplantae; Streptophyta; Magnoliopsida; Poales; Poaceae
Product: RING-H2 finger protein ATL75
Molecular function (GO): zinc ion binding
Source: RefSeq, a predicted model, not a curated record
CUAGCCACUCUCGUAAUUACUCCCUCUGUCCGGAAAUAUUUGUCCGAGGAAUGGAUAUAUUUUAGUUUUAGAUACAUCCAUUUGUAUUCAUUUCUAUGACAAGUAUUUCCGGACGGAGGGAGUAGCUUAUUUGGAGUAGUGAAGGGUAUGCACAACUAUAUUUAAAUAUAUAUCAUAAAACAUUAAGUGUGCACGUAUAAUUGAGACCUCAUCAUUGGCAAAAAAAAGAGUUUUUUAUAUAAAAAAUGCAAGAAGAAGAGAUUAAGAUCUGAUCAUGCAAAGCAUGUAUGCAACGAACGUCUUCAACGACUGGUUUGGCUCGCUUAAUGCGCAUAUAUCUCUUUCUUUAAGCAUCGGAGAAAGAAGGGCAGGAGGUCGCUUUCUCGCAUGUCGGGGGCUUGCUUUCGGUUGUGUGAUGUGCUCCUCCGCACCCGCGCGUUGAUGCAUCCACGUCGCGCCUCCUCUCGUCGACCUCUUUGCCUAUAUACCACACGCACACCAGCACCGGCCGAUGCACUCGCCGACCUCUCCUCUCCAUCAUACCACGCACUGACACCGAUCGACAGACGCCGAGGCGCAAAAGGAUACCAUGAUCGCUAUUGCCGGCGCGUUGGUCGCCGGUGUGGCAGCCGCGGCCACGGCGGGGAUGCUUGCGUUGGCGUCGUCGCGCGGCGACCGGGGCGAGGAUGCCACGAGCGCCGUGGCGGCGCCGGCGGCGUCCCAGGAGUGCGCGGUGUGCCUGUCGGAGCUGGUCGGAGCGGCGGGAUACUCCGGCGACUCCGAGCCAUCGUCGGCGCUGGUACGCGUGCUGUCGGGCUGUGGGCACGGGUUCCACGACGAGUGCAUCGGCAGGUGGCUGCUGCUGCGCCCCGAGUGCCCGCUCUGCCGCUGCCCCGUGGUCACCGCGGACAGUCGGCUAGCCAGGAAGGCCGUGUCGCUGGCGGAGGCCGCGCCUGCCUUGUCGCGGCCGGCUAGGAUCGCGUGCGGCUUCGGCGACGGGAGGGUGGUGUGGACGCGUAGCCCACCCGUGGCAUUGUAAAGGGCCGUGUGAGGAAGGUCAUCUGAUUACUCGAGGAUUAGUGAAGCCAAAGUGGAAGGAGUGCUUCAAGAUUUCACAUUAUUCUUGGUUGAUUGUGUGGAAUCGGAUUUAUAUGGGUUUACCAUCAUAUCAUCAUUGUUUUGUCCUCGUUUCAUGUGCAAAAUGCUUGCGGACCUUUAUUCCAUAGCUUGUCACUUUAUCACACAGGUGAACCUUACGUUUUUUUAUUAUGGUUGAGAUAUUUUGUACUUCCGAUAAAUUGAUAAUAGAUCCGGGUAUUUUUCGAA